UUUACAAAUUUAAGCGAACGAUCAUUACUAUGGGAGUGGCGCCUCUCCCUUUACUUACUCUAUGGUUUAACGAUUGUGGAAGGAAGAGUAUGCUUACACGAAGAAAAACAGAUAUGAUGAUGUAGCCCAUCUGUGGUAAGUGCAUGCUAUGAACGUGGGGAACUCCGUGUGCAGUGAGUCAUGUCCUGCGCCGUGGGAGCGAGCCUGAAGCUGCCGCAAGUGGCGGCCGGCACGGAGCACGUGUGUGAAGUGGAGCCACGCGAAGCGGACUGUGCCGGGCCAGCAGGGGCAGAUGGUGACGGGGCCACCUCGGCAGAAGGGGCGGCGACCAGGGGCUUCUCUCUGCAGGAUGAGAUGCUGGACCACCUGGCGCUCAGCAGUUGCGCGCACUUCAAGAGCCAGCAGAUCGGCGAUCCCGAACUGACCGGCGCGCAGAAGCGAGAGAUUGCUCACAGUUUGCUGCAGCGAAGCUCCGGCCAGUUCCUCGCACGUUUCGGGUACUUCUUGGAGGAGAAACACCUGGAGUACUUCAAGAAUGGUGGAAUCUACGCCAGUGACUAUGAAGUGCAGUACCAUGUUCAGCAACUACAGAGAUUUCACAGCAAACAUAAGGAUCAGGUGGACGUGAAGAACCGGCGAUAUGAAGCUCUCAAGAAGCUUGUGGACAAAGGUUCGUACUUCAGUGAAUCGGAGAUGAGGAAGCGUAAUCCUCUUUUAUACGAACGCUUGGUUGGCCGCUACCUCACAAAGAGAGAAGUGGAGGACUACUGCAAUCAAGAAAGAGAUAGCAUUAACAGCCUGGUGAACCUAUUCCUGGUGCAGAUAGAACGAGCUCAGGAGAAGCGACUGCGACAGAGCCAGCUGGAUGCUGAGGACGGUGCCGUUGAAGAAAUGGACACCAGCGACGAAGACUCUGACAUGUCCAGCUCGGAAGAGGACCAGGAUCGAGAGAGUGACAAAGAUUGUGAGUCUGGAGAUGACGAGAUGCCGCCGAAGAAGAAGCGGGGGCUUACGUCAAGGGAGAAGCAGCUCCUUAAGCAAGAGUUUGUCACUUCCAUGUACCAGAGCUUCUUGGAUGGGAAAGACGUGGAUUUUGACUAUAGCGAGGUGGACAGGAACCCAGAGUACGACUGCCUGAAGGUGCGCGGCCAGGACGAGGAAGAGAAGUACUUUGACUGCGAGACUCCGGAGGAAGUGGCAGGGGAGGAGGAGGGGAUCCAGGCUGAUGCGGAGGGGGAAGAUGAGGACGAACUGGACAGGUUCAUGCGGGAGUUGCAGCCUGAGCCGACUCCUGCGAGCCUGGCGGCCCACCUCUCCACCACCAGCCUCAACAGGACGCAGUGAUGGCCGUAUCUUCAGUUGCUAUUUUUUUUUUGUGCUUGAAACAAGACAUAACUUCACUCCAAACACCGCGACAAAGCUUCAUCCCGAAACCUGUGACUGCCAUCUUUCACCUGUUUUUAUCAAACCAUAUGUUUGAAAAUGAGUUUAAAUAAUUAUUUAAAAUUCGUACUCAUUGGAAUGUCUAUACAUUUCAUGAAAUUAAUUAUCAGCAAUUUUUUUUUGUCCCUUUCAUAAUCCUUUAUUCGACUUACCCAGCUGGGAAUCUUUUUAAAAUGAUCUAGUUACCUUGUAGUCUUGCAAAAAAACUCUGUAAACCAAACUGUUUUGUUAUUUUUUUUUGUAGCUUGAGAGUUUGUAGAGGCAUGCAAAGCUUGGCAAUUUCGAAGGAAAAAAAAAAGAUCUUCAAACCUUCGACUUCUUUGAUUUUUUUCCCCAAAAAAAUUUAUCUAGCUAAAAAAUUCACAAAUACCAAAUGCUAAGUUUAUGUUAACCCUAGUUGUGCAUUUUUAAAAAUGGCCAGCAUUCAAACUAUGGCUGUUCUGAUACCUCCAGUUUAGUUAACCAAUUCCUUAUUCUGUGAUACCAUCACCUAUCUUAAGAUACUACCACCGAUACCUGAUACUGCAGCCAAAUUUACUGUUACUGGUCACUAGGGUUGUGAAUUUUGGCAGUCAAAUAUUUUUGAAUCAAAUAGUAACAUUUAUGAAAUUAAUGCAAAUAGUUACAAAAUUUACUAGAUGUCAUAUUUUGCUUUGGUGUUUUACCAUACAGAAUACAAUAGAUAAAACAACAUUCACAAAUAAAGUUACAGGUAUCAAGGCUAAAUUCAUACAGCAACAUUUGCUGUUCUCGAAACUUAUUUGAAAGAAACUAAACACCAUAAUGUCCCAAUGUUUUUUUCUAAAAUGUGUUUAUGAAAUUCUGGAAUGCUAGUUGAACUAUGAUAACUAGGUAAAUAAAUUGACAAAGUUUAAAA
Messenger RNA from Bacillus rossius redtenbacheri, 2320 nucleotides. Its product is annotated as coiled-coil domain-containing protein 97. The record is from RefSeq and is a predicted model, not a curated record. The transcript is spliced from 5 exons. NCBI's taxonomy places the organism in Eukaryota, Metazoa, Arthropoda, Insecta, Phasmatodea, Bacillidae. The coding region runs from base 181 to 1344 and encodes 387 amino acids.